Messenger RNA from Triplophysa rosa, 12852 nucleotides. It is a transcript of the gene dnah1, whose product is annotated as dynein, axonemal, heavy chain 1. The transcript has 76 exons. Gene Ontology annotation, biological process: microtubule-based movement. The coding region runs from base 1 to 12564 and encodes 4187 amino acids. The record is from RefSeq and is a predicted model, not a curated record. NCBI's taxonomy places the organism in Eukaryota, Metazoa, Chordata, Actinopteri, Cypriniformes, Nemacheilidae. Gene Ontology annotation, cellular component: dynein complex. Gene Ontology annotation, molecular function: minus-end-directed microtubule motor activity; dynein light intermediate chain binding; dynein intermediate chain binding.
AUGGACAAAAAACAUUCAAAAGGUGAAUAUUGUCUUCAUGGGUCUGGUAUGUUUCUUCCUCACCCUCCAAGUGAGCCAAGAAAGGGUCACGGGGUUACACUGCCCCCUUUAAGGGGCAUCUACUCUGAGCUCAUAAUAACAUCAGGCAAAAGUCCACAACAGUCUUAUACACAGGGUCCAGUGACCCAGCAGAGUUUACUGUGCCGGGCGGCCUACGAGUCUAACGCCCUCAAGGCAGCAGUGUUCAAAAAAACUCCUGACCUGCACAGUGUUGUAGAAGAUUGGUAUGGGCCAUCGACACAACACCCGCAUGAGAAAGAUUUUCACUCUGGAAGUUACACUCCAAAAGUUCAGCUGCCUUAUAUUUGCGCCCCUGACCAAGUUCCCCGCAAAAUCGAGAUUGAGAGACGUAGGAGAGAGUAUCAGAAGUUUGAUAUCGCCAAGCUUCUAGCCGAACACAGCAUUGACUCCAACCAGCUGAUGCCCAGAAACCAGCAGAAUGCGGAGACUGAGACAGAAAGCGCUUGUCCACCUGUUUCGAACCGGCUGCCUCUAGAGAUAUUUGACAAUGAGGAGUUUGACUGUCGGACCCCAGAGGAGUGGCUGGCUUUAGGUUAUGAGGAGGUUUCCCGUGACUGCAAGCCUGUACCGGCUAAAGCCCUGCUACCGACGAAAACCACCAUCCCAUCCGUGGAUCCAAAGAGCCCGAGUUUGGUGUUUUCCUGGCAGCUGGUGGGAGUUUUAGAAUACAGUCAGGAAAAUAACCAGUAUUUGGUGCAAAAGGCAGACAAAAAUGGAGGGGUUCGAGAUUCUGAGGGCAAACCCAUUGUCAAUGGAGCAAAGAGAACAAAAGGCAUGUACGAGGAUGAGCAAUACUGGGUUCCUAGAAUCAGACUGCUUUUCUGCGCGGAAGACCCACGUGUUUUUGCCCAGAGAGUUCUGUUUGCCCAGAAAUCAAGACAGGAAACAGAGGCCUCACUUCUGUACCACCUGUCCAUUGACUGUAUGCCAGUCUGGAGUGGCAGCUCCACCCUCGACCCCAGAAGAAUGGAACGCAUCAAAGCAUAUGCCUGCUCCACACCAGGCCUUCAACUUGAACUUCUGCAGGAGUGCGAGGAGCAGCUGGAGAGGGAGAUUCGUUUAGAGUUUAGUCGCACUAUGAACCAGAUGUGCUUUGACAAGGUGGUACAGGAGAACCCAGAAGAGUUCUCCUAUAUCAAAGUCCCACAGAAAGAACCCGAGAGGGUGCCUAAGAGAGGUUUAGUGCCAGUCCCUGUCUUUCCAUUUGAGAAUAACCGGAAAGCCUUUGUCUUUAAUUCUCUGCUCACCAAGCCCGAGGUGAUUGCUCUGCUGUCAAAAGUGAGAGAAGAGUGUGACCGGGUUGUUGAAAUAGGCCUGUUCCAAAUCACCUUCAUAAAGCCUCUUCCCCUGGAGGAGUUUGAGUCGGCACAGUCCCAUAAAUGCACAGAGGUCCAGCUGUUCCUGCAGGACUCGUGGUUGACAGCCCUACGUAGCGGGAUUUUGUCUAACCUGAGCAAUGUGGGUCGUGGCUGGUACAAUCUCACCUCAUCACGCUGGGAUGUUUACCGCAUGUCCAAACUGUGCCGCUUGAUGGCACUGGUCCGCUGCAUCCAGCAAGAUUCGCUCAGGUUUCUGGUGCAGGAUUCUCUUGCCAGCCUGGCCAAAUUAGUGCUGGAUGCGUGCCAUAGUGUCAUACACUGCCCCAAAGAUCUCAGCUGGGGAUUUGACCUUAAAAACAGCCCAUACAUGCCAAAGAAUAAACCCCUGUUCACUGUUGAACUGGUGCUGGAUCAAACUGGGGUCCGUUAUAGUACUCCUCUAGAGAGUUUCGAGACCUCCAUUGUUAACCUGUUUGAUAAAGGGAUCCUGUCUACACACAAUUUGCCUCAGCUAGAUAAGUUUGUAUUGAAGAACUUGUUCAUUGCUGGUGAUCUUGUGCUAGAGUCGGUGGGCUUGUGGGAACCUGAGGUUAAGAAUUUGAAAGAGACCAUCAGUUUAGCCCUAAGACAGGCUGUCAUACCGCUCAAAGCCUACGCCGAUGAAUAUAAAUGUUACCUUGAGCUUCACAACUUGGACAUCAAUACAUUUUUAGAGUUGCACAGUCAGGAAAAACAGACUCCUCAGGAGGUGAAACAAGAAGUUCUGGAGCACCUGAAGCAGAUGGAGAAUUUGGAUAAGUCUAUUCCCUCCAUUAUUGUCCUCGGACCCUUCCUGGUCAGCGUUGAGGAAGUUCGGCAAAGUCUGGUGAAUAAACGGAGAGCCCUCGCGAAUGCUGUGCUCAACAGACUUGCCCUGAGGUUACGUCAACAAAUGCAGGACGCAUGUAAGGAGUGUAAAGCCAUCAGCACAAAGUUGUUUGAGAAGCCCAGCAACAUUGAGGAGCUCACUGAACAGAGGGAAUGGAUGAAACUGGUUCCCGAACAGCUCAAAGCUCAUGAAGAGCUUUUAUCCAAAGCGAUGUCCGAUUAUGAGCUCAUAGAUGAGUUCUUCUACAGUCUCUCCAAUGAAGACGUCACUGAGAAAUGGACAGCAAGGGCUUGGCCCUGUAAGAUCCUGAGCCAGAUGGAGACAGUGAGAACCCAGAACGUUGAGGAUGAAGAACGCUUCCUUAAGAUACAACUGGUUGACCAAAACAACUUUAUGGAACGCUUGAGCUUCCUGCAGAUGGUGGUGGUUGGGUUAGCCGGUUACACAAACGCUGGACGAGCGCAUGAGGUGGCCAAUGAAGUGCGGCGAGUGGGCAAGCAGCUGAAGGAGUGUCAGGAAAUGGCACAGCUUUACAACAAUCGAGAACGACUCUUCGGCAAACCAGUUUCUAAUUAUACUGAGUUACAGAAGCUGAACCGAGAAUUUCAGCCAUUUCAUGACCUGUGGAAGAUGACCUCCGAUUGGCUGCGCUGGCACGAAAGUUGGCUCAAUGACCCGCUGUCAGCCAUCAAUCCUGAGCAGCUGGAGCGUAAUGUCAAUGACGCUUACAAGACUAUGCACCAGUGUGUCAAACAGUUUAAAGACAUUCCUGCCUGUCAGGUAGUGGCAACUGAAAUAAGAGCCAAGAUCGAAGAGUUUCGUCCCUUCAUUCCUCUGAUCCGGGGCCUGGGGAACUCCGGCAUGCGAAGUCGCCACUGGGAGCUUCUUUCUGAGCGUAUCAAUGUGAAUGUGAAGCUUAAAGCAAACCUCAACUUUUCCCAAUGUUUGGAGCUGGGCCUGCAAGACCACGUGGAGGAAAUCACCCGUGUGGCUCAGGAGGCUGGAAAAGAGUUUGCUAUAGAGCAAGCUCUGAACAAGAUGGAGGAAGAGUGGUCAACAGUGAUGUUUGAGGUGAUGCCAUAUAAGGAGACGGGCACGUACAUCUUAAAGAGCCCCGAUGAAGCAUCUCAGCUCCUAGAUGACCACAUUGUCAUGACCCAGAGUAUGACCUUCUCCCCAUAUAAAAAACCCUUUGAGGAGAGAAUCAGCAAAUGGGAGAGUAAAUUAAGAAUGACACAAGAUGUUCUAGAAGAGUGGCUGAUCUGUCAGCGCUCGUGGCUGUACAUGGAACCCAUCUUCAGCUCUGAUGACAUCAACCGCCAGCUGCCUGUGGAGGGAAAGAGGUACCAGAAUGUAGAGCGCACCUGGAGGAAUAUCAUGAAGGCUGCCCAUGACAACAGACAGGUGAUCUCCCUGUGUUCUGAUGCACGUCUGCUGACCAGCAUUAAGGACUGUAACACUUCACUGGAGCUGGUUCAGAAAGGAUUAAGUGAAUACCUGGAAACCAAACGUGGCGCCUUCCCCAGGUUUUAUUUUUUAUCAGAUGAUGAGUUACUAGAGAUCUUGUCUCAAACUAAAGACCCAACAGCAGUGCAGCCACAUCUCCGCAAAUGCUUUGAAAACAUCGCCAGGCUCCAGUUCCAAUCAGAUCUGCUGAUCACACACAUGUACUCCGCGGAGGGAGAGGAAGUCCAGUUGGUCACCCCUGUGUCUCCAUGUGGGAAUGUGGAGAACUGGUUACGUGAAGUGGAGAACUCCAUGAAGGCCAGCGUGAGAGAUAACAUCCACCGCUCGCUGCAAGCAUACGUUGAGAAUCCUCGUGGAGAGUGGGUGUUGUCCUGGCCUGGUCAGGUGGUGAUCGCCGGCUGUCAGACGUUCUGGACCCAAGAGGUGUCAGAGUCUCUGGAGAAAGGAGACCUAGCCGAUCGACUCUACCCUGAGUUAGAGACACAGUUGAAAGAUUUGGUGCAGCUGGUGAGGGGUCGCCUGUCAAAGAUGCAGCGCGCUGUACUCUCCGCCCUCAUCGUGAUUGAGGUUCAUGCUAAAGAUGUGGCUGCCAGGCUUGUGGAGGAGGGAGUUUGCAGUGUCAAUGACUUUGAGUGGAUCAGUCAGCUGAGGUAUUACUGGCACGAUGAUUUGUUCAUCAGAGCGGUAAAUGCUGAGUUCUUGUAUGGUUAUGAGUACUUGGGCAACUCAGGGCGACUUGUUAUCACUCCACUAACCGACAGGUGUUAUCUUACCCUGACUGGGGCGCUUCACUUAAAGUUUGGUGGUGCCCCCGCGGGCCCUGCAGGCACAGGGAAGACGGAGACCACUAAAGAUCUGGGCAAAGCUCUGGCCAUCCAGACUGUGGUCUUUAACUGCUCUGAUCAGCUGGACUUCAUCGCCAUGGGAAAGUUCCUCAAAGGCCUGGCUAGUUCAGGGGCUUGGGCCUGCUUUGAUGAAUUCAACCGAAUCGACGUGGAGGUUUUGUCAGUCGUGGCUCAACAGAUCACAACCAUCCAAAAAGCCCAACAGCAGAGAGUGAAGACGUUUGUGUUUGAAGGAACGGAAAUUCCUCUCGUUCCGUCCUGCGCUGUCUUCAUUACAAUGAACCCUGGUUACGCCGGCCGUACUGAACUGCCGGAUAAUUUAAAGGCUCUCUUCCGUCCUGUGGCUAUGAUGAUCCCCGACUACGCCAUGAUAGCAGAGAUCUCUCUUUACUCCUUUGGCUUCAGCGAUGCCAAAGUUCUGUCUAAAAAAAUCACCAGCACCUUCAAGCUGUCUUCAGAGCAGCUCAGCUCACAGGAUCACUAUGACUUUGGGAUGAGAGCUGUGAAAACUGUGAUCUCUGCAGCUGGAAACCUGAAGAGAGAGAACCCUGAUAUGAAUGAGGAGCUGAUAUGCUUGCGUGCCAUCAGGGAUGUCAAUGUACCAAAGUUCCUCCAGGAUGACCUCAAGCUCUUCAAUGGCAUAGUGUCAGAUCUCUUUCCCAAGAUCCGCGAGGAGCCUAUAGACUACGGCAUCCUGGAAGAGUCAAUCAGAAAUGUCUGUGCAAACAAGUGCCUUAAGGAUGUAGAUGGCUACAUAACCAAGUGUAUUCAGUUGUACGAGACCACUGUAGUUAGACACGGUCUAAUGCUGGUCGGACCAUCAGGCUCUGGGAAAACUAAGUGUUAUGAGGUGCUAGGAGCGGCCAUUACAGCUCUGAAAGGUCAGCCCUCAGUUAGUGGAGGAGUCUAUGAGGCUGUACACACAUAUGUGCUCAACCCAAAGUCCAUCACUAUGGGUCAACUCUACGGAGAGUUCGACCAGCUCACACAUGAGUGGACAGAUGGUAUACUGCCCUGUCUGAUUCGGGCCGGAGCCGCAGCCAUGGACCAGGAGAACAAGUGGUACAUGUUUGAUGGGCCGGUUGACGCGGUGUGGAUCGAGAACAUGAACACAGUUUUGGAUGACAACAAGAAACUGUGUUUGAGUUCAGGAGAGAUCAUCAAACUCACUGAUGUGAUGACGAUGAUGUUCGAGGUGCAGGACUUGGCGGUGGCGUCUCCUGCUACGGUUUCCCGCUGUGGUAUGGUCUAUCUGGAGCCCAGUAUUCUAGGAUUGAGCCCGUUCACAGAGUGUUGGCUUCGCACCAUCCCUGACACAUUUCAGCCCUACAGAGACCAAAUCGAAUCUCUCUUCAAGAGGUUUUUACAGGACUCCAUCAGAUUUGUGCGUGAGUCAGUAAAGGAGGUCAUCACCUCCAUGGACAGCAACCUCACCUGCUCUCUACUCAAACUGCUGGACUGUUUCUUCCAGACCUUCAUCCCACAAGAGGGUAAGAAACCUCCAUCCCAGGAGAAACUGUCUCGGCUUCAGGAGCUGAUUGAGCCGUGGUUUAUCUUCUCGCUCGUGUGGAGUGUUGGAGCCACAGGUGAUGCGUCCAGCUGCCAACGCUUCAGUUCUUGGCUCAGGGGCAAAAUGGCUGAAGAAAAGGUCCAACUGUGUUUCCCAGAGGAGGGACUGGUUUAUGACUACCAUUUAGAUGAUGCGGGAAUCAGUCGUUUUGAUGAUGAGGAGGAGGAGGAAAAAGGAAGGAAGGUGCAAUGGGUAAAUUGGAUGAAAUAUGCUCAGAAAGUGGUCAUCAACCCAGAAACCAGCUACUCUGACAUCAUAGUUCCCACAGUCAACACUGUUCGCAUGUCUUUCCUGAUAGACAUGCUACUGUCCAAUAAGAAGCCUGUGUUGUGCAUUGGGCCCACUGGCACAGGAAAGACUUUAACCAUGUCAGACAAGCUCCUCAAGAACAUGCCUGCUGAAUACAUAACACACUUUCUGAUGUUCUCUGCUCGCACCUCCGCCAACCAGACUCAAGACUAUAUCGACAGCAAACUCGAUAGAAGACGUAAAGGUGUGUUCGGGCCUCCUUUGGGGAAAUAUUUCAUCUUCUUUAUAGAUGAUCUGAACAUGCCCAUGCUGGAAACAUACGGAGCCCAGCCUCCCAUUGAACUGCUGCGCCAGUGGAUGGAUCACGGAGGCUGGUAUGACAGGAAACAGAUAGGCACAUUUAAAAACCUUGUUGACAUAAACUUUGCUUGUGCCAUGGGUCCCCCCGGUGGGGGCAGAAACCCCAUUACCCAGCGCUUCACACGCCACUUCAACUUCCUGUCAUUCACUGAGAUGGAGGAUGCCAGCAAGAGGAAGAUAUUCUCCACCAUCUUGAGGAACUGGAUGGAGAAAAGUCCAGAAAUUCAGCCAUUGAAUGAACCACUGGUGAAUGCUACCAUCCAGGUUUACUCUACCAUCACCUCUGCUUUGCUACCCACACCUGCCAAAUCCCAUUACACAUUCAACCUGAGGGACCUCUCUAAAGUUUUUCAGGGCAUCCUGAUGGCAGAGGCUGGAACAAUAAAGAAAAAAAUUCAGCUCGUGCAGCUCUGGUAUCAUGAAAGCUGCAGGGUGUUCCAGGAUCGACUGGUGUGUGAUGAGGACAGGAGUUGGUUUGAGCAGCUCCUCCACACUCACAUACAUGAGUUCGGGUGCAGGUUUGAAGAGGUGGUGCCCUGCCAGCCAGUCCUGUAUGGGGACUUCAUGUUCCCUGGGGUCGUCAAGGUUUACCAGCUCAUUGAGGAUAAAGAAAAGUUGGCCCGUGUGAUGGAGGAAUACAUGGAUGAUUAUAACCAGACCUGCACCGCCAAGAUGAAACUGGUGCUGUUCAUGGAUGCCAUACAGCACGUGUGUCGCAUCAGUCGAAUCCUACGCCAACCGCUGGGUAACGCCUUGCUGUUAGGGGUGGGUGGCAGCGGACGCCAGUCUCUAACCAGACUUGCCACACACAUGGCUGAGUAUGAGUGCUUCCAGAUUGAGCUCUCCAAGAACUACGGCCUCCCGGAGUGGAGAGAAGAUAUCAAAAGCAUUAUGUUAAAGGCCGGUCUGCAGAAUGUGCAAAUCACCUUCCUGUUUGUAGAUACACAGAUUCAGAGUGAAUCUUUCCUGGAGGAUAUAAAUAACAUCCUGAACUCAGGCGACGUGCCCGGUCUUUACACUACGGAGGAGCAGGAGCGGAUCUUGGCUGCAAUGAAACCUGUGGUUCAGGACAUGGGCCAGCAGCCCACCAAAGCAAACCUCAUGUCUGCCUACUUAAAGAGAGUUCGCAGGAACAUCCACACUGUUCUCUGCAUGAGUCCUGUAGGGGAAGUGUUCAGGGCUCGUCUCAGGCAGUUCCCAUCUCUAGUCAACUGCUGCACUAUCGACUGGUUCAGUGCUUGGCCACAGGAGGCACUACAGUCUGUCGCAACAUCUUUCCUCAAUGAGCUUCCAGAACUGGAGAGUAGCCCCACUGUCAUCAAAAGCCUGGCAUCGAUGUGUGUUGAGAUCCAUCAAAUGGUGUCCAGGAAGUGUGAGCAGUACCUUGCUGAACUUUCACGCCACAACUACGUCACACCUAAAAGCUACCUUGAGCUUCUCAGCCUAUUCUCAUCUCUGAUUGGCCGGAAGAAGCAGGAGUUACACAGCGCUCGACAGCGAAUGAAAACCGGCCUGGACAAGUUGUUGAGAACAGCAGAAGAUGUGAGCAAGAUGCAGGAGGAGUUGGAGAUGAUGAGACCACAGCUAGAAGAGGCAGCCAAGGACACUGUGGUCACCAUGGAGAAAAUUAAAGAAGACACAGUAAUAGCUGAGGAAACUCGAAUAGCUGUGCAGGCCGAGGAGGCUAAAGCCUCUGAAAAGGCUCGUGUGGCUCAGGCCAUCGCCAGUGAUGCUCAGAAGGAUCUGGAUGAAGCACUUCCCGCCCUGGAUGCUGCCCUCGCCAGCCUUCAAUCACUCAAAAAGAAUGAUGUCGUUGAGGUGAGGGCUUUGCAGAGGCCUCCGCCAGGAGUGAAACUGGUCAUGGAUGCUGUCUGCAUUCUGAAGGGUGUCAAACCUAAGAAAGUCGCAGGGGAGAAGCUUGGAGAGAAGGUUGAUGACUACUGGGAUGCGGGAAAAGCCCUGCUGCAGGAUCCUGGGAAAUUUCUGGAGAGUCUGUUCAAAUAUGACAAGGACAACAUCCCGGACUCGGUGAUCAAACAAGUGCAGCCCUACAUUGACAAUCCAGAGUUCCAGCCCGCGUCCAUCGCCAAGGUGUCCAAAGCCUGUACCUCCAUCUGUCAGUGGGUGCGAGCGAUGCAAGUGUACCAUUUUGUGGCCAGAGCUGUAGAGCCCAAACGGCAAGCUUUGCAGGAGGCUCAGGAGGAUCUGGAGGUAACCCAGAGCAUUCUGGAUGAUGCUAAGCAGAAGCUAGCAGCCGUGGAGGAAGGAAUCGCCACACUGCAGGCUAAAUAUCACGAAUGCCUGGCUAAGAGAGAUGAUCUGGAUGCCAAGUGCCAGCUGUGUGAGAAUAGACUGAUCCGUGCAGAUAAGCUGAUUGGAGGUCUGGCAGAUGAGAAGGUUCGCUGGAAAGAGACCGUGCAGCAGUUGGAAUACAUGGUGAAUAAUGUGGCAGGAGAUGUGUUGCUGGCUGCGGGAUACGUGGCCUAUCUCGGACCCUUCACUGGAGAGUACCGUUCGUUGAUGGCUGAGGAGUGGAUCAGAGGUUUUAAAGAGCUGGAGGUCCCUCACACACAACAGCCCAACCUGAUCAGCACACUGGGUGACAAAGUCAAGAUCCGCUCCUGGCAGAUUGCAGGUCUACCCAAGGAUAGUCUGUCUGUGGAGAACGGAGUAAUCACACAGUACUCUCAGCGCUGGCCUCUGUUUAUCGAUCCUCAGGGACAAGCCAACAAAUGGAUCAAGAACAUGGAACGCGAUAACAGAUUGGACGUGAUGAAGCUGAGUGACCGGGACUUCCUGCGCAGUUUAGAAAAUGCUAUUCGCUUUGGGAAGCCCUGCUUGCUGGAGAACGUAGGGGAGGAGCUUGACCCUGCGCUGGACCCUGUGCUCUUACGACAGACAUACAUCCAUGAAGGCAACACAGUUCUGAAGCUGGGAGACUCUGUCAUUCACUAUCAUGAUGACUUCAAGAUGUACAUCACCACCACGCUACCCAACCCACACUACUCACCUGAGAUCUCUACCAAAGUCACUCUAAUCAAUUUCACCCUCUCACCCAGCGGGCUUGAAGAUCAGCUGCUGGGUCGUCUCGUAGCUGAAGAGAGACCUGAUCUAGAGGGAGCGAAGAACCAGCUGAUCGUGAGUAACGCACAAAUGAAGCAGGAAUUAAAGGAGAUAGAAGAUCAGAUCCUGUUCCGUCUGAGCUCUUCUGAAGGGAACCCAGUUGAUGACGAAGAACUGAUCCGAGUGCUGGCAGCCUCCAAAGUCAAAGCUGAAGAGAUUCAGGCAAAAGUAACGGUAGCCGAAGCGACCGAGCGGGACAUUGACGCCACUCGUCUGGAGUACGUUCCAGUAGCUGUCCGAGCCCAGAUUCUCUUCUUCUGCGUGUCAGAUCUGUCAAUCGUGGACCCCAUGUACCAGUACUCUCUGGAGUGGUUUUUGGGAAUUUUCAUGGCUGGUAUUGCCAACUCAAAGCGAGCAGAGACGGUGAAGGAGCGUAUCGUCAACAUUAAUGAAUUCUUCACUUUCAGUCUGUACUGUAACGUCUGCCGCAGCCUGUUUGAGAAACACAAGCUCAUGUUUGCCUUCCUCCUGUGUGUCCGAAUCCUUAUGAACGACGGCAAGAUUGACAUGGCUGAGUGGCGGUACAUGUUAUCAGGUGGCCGGACCCAGCAACAGGCACCUAAACCGGCACCAAACUGGCUGUCUAUGAGAGCUUGGCUGGACAUACUGGCAAUGAGUGCCCUCCCCACGUUCAGCAAACUGGCAGAGAGUUUCCCCGAACACGAGCUUGGAUUCAAGAGCAUAUUUGACAGCAGCCAGCCACACAGGGAACCUCUUCCAGGCGAGUGGAACAACAUUUUAGACUCAUUCCAGAAGCUGUUGGUGCUGCGGUGUCUGAGGGCCGACAGGCUCACUCACGGCCUGCAGGAUUUCGUGGCUUCACAACUGGGUCAGAGUUUCAUUGAGCCUCAGACGUCUGACUUGUCUGUGGUGUUUAAAGAGUCAUCUCUAUCCACCCCUCUCAUUUUUGUCCUGUCUCCUGGCACUGACCCUGCUGCUGACCUGUACAAGUUCGCAGAGGUCAUGACAUUUUCAAAGAAAUUGAGCGCCAUCUCCCUUGGCCAGGGCCAGGGUCCCGCUGCUGAAGCCAAGAUGCGGAAUGCAAUGGAAAAAGGGAAGUGGGUCUUCUUCCAGAACUGCCACCUCGCCCCCAGCUGGAUGCCAUCUCUGGAGAGACUUAUCGAGAACAUCGACCCUGACAAAGUCCAUCGGGACUUCCGUCUUUGGCUGACUAGUUUGCCCAGCAAUAAGUUCCCAGUGUCCAUUCUGCAGAAUGGCUCCAAGAUGACCAUAGAACCACCACGAGGCAUUAAAGCCAAUCUCCUGCGAACCUACGCCAGCCUCAAUGAUGAUUUCAUCACUUCCUGCUCUAAGGCAGCGGAGUUGAAAGCUCUACUUUUGUCUCUGUGCCUUUUCCAUGGGAAUGUCAUUGAGCGCAGGAAGUUCGGCCCACUCGGAUUCAACAUUCCAUAUGAGUUUACAGAUGGUGAUCUGCACAUCUGCAUUAGCCAGCUGAAAAUGUUCCUGGAUGAAUAUCAGGACAUCCCAUACAAGGUUUUGAAGUACACUGCUGGUGAAAUAAAUUAUGGAGGUCGUGUGACGGACAACUGGGAUCGUCGUUGUAUCUUAAACGUCCUGGAGGAUUUCUACUCCCCAAGUGUCCUGAGCCCAGAACACGUUUACUCUCCUUCUGGAGAAUAUAGACAAAUCAACACUGAAAACAAUGUCAAGGGUUAUCUGGGGUAUUUCCGUGGCUUACCAAUUAACGAUUCGCCAGAGAUCUUCGGCCUCCAUGACAACGCCAACAUCAGCUUCGCACAAAAUGAGACGUUCGCUCUGCUGGAAACUUUAGUGAAACUGCAGCCCAGAGUCGCAGCCGGCGGAGGCAAAUCUAGAGAGGAAAUCAUAGAGGAGAUCGUAAAGGGUAUUGGGGAGAAGAUCCCUCGCCUCAUUAAUGUGCAGGAGGUCAUGAAGAAAUAUCCAGUUAUGUAUGAAGAAUCUAUGAACACAGUCCUGGUCCAGGAGGUUAUAAGAUAUAACAAGUUGUUAUCAGUGAUUUCUCAGAGUCUCAGUGAUCUAGUGAAGGCUUUGAAGGGUUUGGUGGUUAUGUCAUCUGAACUGGAACUCAUGUCUAAUAGUCUGUUCAUCAACGCUGUUCCAGAAUUAUGGAAGGCCAAGGCAUAUCCGUCCCUUAAGCCGCUAGCUUCCUGGGUGUCGGAUCUGGUCCAGAGAAUUAGCUUUUUGCAGAACUGGAUCUCAGAUGGCAUUCCUCCUGUGUUCUGGAUCAGCGGCUUCUUCUUCCCUCAAGCUUUCCUCACAGGAACCCUGCAGAACUUCGCCCGCCGCUCUGGGGUCUCUAUUGACACCAUUGCUUUUGACUUCAAGGUGAUGAAGGAAUCAAUAGCAGAACUUACUCAAAGGCCAGACAUCGGCUGCUUCAUCCACGGUCUGUUUUUAGAGGGUGCACGCUGGGAUCCAGAAGAAGGCCUGUUGGCUGAGUCUCGACCCAAAGAGCUCUACACCGAGAUGGCCGUUAUCUGGAUGGUGCCUGUCCCCAACCGUAAACCACCCCUGGCUGGAGUCUACAUCUGCCCUAUCUACAAAACACUCACCCGUGCCGGAACUCUUUCUACCACUGGGCACUCCACCAACUACGUUAUUGCAGUUGAGCUGCCUACAAAUCGUUCCCAGGGGCACUGGAUCAAACAGGGCGUGGCUCUGAUCUGUGCUUUGGACUACUAGACUCUCUCUCUCUCUCUCUCUCUCUCUCUCUCUCACACACACACACACACACACACACACACACACGCACACAACGUUGAUUGACAUCCCUGAAAAAUGCACAAGCUGAUAUGGAUUAUAAUUCAACAUUUUUAGAUAAGCACUUUCUGGUUUCCCAGAACAUUCAUUUCACAUCUGACAGAGAAUUUGGAAAUUAACUGUGAAGCUGUGAAUAGACUUUAAAUAGUAGAGACUAUAGAUCUGUGAUGUUGUUGCAGUGUCAUACUACAAAACAAAAAUUUAUAUUAU